Messenger RNA from Mercurialis annua (annual mercury), 2722 nucleotides. Its product is annotated as AP2-like ethylene-responsive transcription factor AIL7. The coding region runs from base 1610 to 2497 and encodes 295 amino acids. The record is from RefSeq and is a predicted model, not a curated record. NCBI's taxonomy places the organism in Eukaryota, Viridiplantae, Streptophyta, Magnoliopsida, Malpighiales, Euphorbiaceae. Gene Ontology annotation, biological process: regulation of DNA-templated transcription. Gene Ontology annotation, molecular function: DNA binding; DNA-binding transcription factor activity. The transcript is spliced from 8 exons.
GAUUUUGCCUUCAACAAAUUAAAUUGAAUACUACGAUCAAACCAUGACAUGAACUUACUAUACAAAGUAAACUUUAUUUUUUCUCCUGCAACUUUCGAAGCUGUUACACUCAUACCCUCUCAUUCAUUAGUCAUUACCCAUUAACCCACCAGCUCUGCUGAUUAUUGCCUGUAUCAAUUGUAAGACACUUGUUUGAUGAAAUGUCUGAAAGAAAUGCGGUGUCUUGGACUGCCAUGAUUUCUGGGUAUUCUCAAAGAGGGCUUUCUGUUGAUGCAUUGCGUCUUUUUAUACAGAUGCUCAGAUCAGGUAUAUUGUUUAGUUACUAUAAAGCUGAGAUAGAAUUUAGUUACUAUACAGACACUUGUUUGAUGAAAUGUCUGAAAGAAAUGAGUUCAUGUUACUUAUGCUAGUGUAUUUACCUCAUUCUCUGGGCUUUGCUGCAUUAAUUCAAUGUGAAUUACCUGUAGCUCCUCAAAAUUCUAUGAUUGAUAUGCACUUAAAGUCUGGAUAACUUAAUUAUGCAACAAGGAAUUUUGAUAGCAUGCCUGAGCUAACUCUUAUUUCAUGGAAUGUAAUGCCUGUGGGGUAUGGUAUGCACGGAAUUGGAACACAUGCUGCUGACCUGAUGAGAGAUGAAAAUAAAGUAAAAUUUGACAGUAAGGUUUUGGCUAUUCUAUCCUGCAGCAGUCAUGGAUGUUGAGUCAUGGAUGAUUUGUAAAUAAAGGACCGUAAAUCUUUGAUGAGAUGCUGAAAGAAAGUAGUGGGAUCAAUGCAGAGAUGGAUCAUUAUGGAUGUGUUGUCGACUUGCUUGGCCGUGCUGGUCCUAUAAAAGAGGCAUUUAAAUUCAUCAAAAUGAUGCCUUCUAAACCAACUGGUGCCAUUUGGGAUUCACUUUUAGGUGCUUGUACAGUUCAUUCAAAUAUUGAUAUUGGAUGAUUUGUAGGUCAUCAACUUCUGCAGAUGGAACCUGAAAAUGCUGGAAACUACGUAAUCCUUUCCAAUUUAUAUGCUUCUGCAGGAGAAAGAACCAGGAAGAAGUUGGAUUGAACUUGACCAAAUCCUGCAUACUUAUCAUGCAAGUGACACUCCCAUCCAAGGAGAAGAAGUAUUUGGGAGGGUGACCUGGGUGAGGGCAUAAUCAAUCAAGUUUAAGGAAUCCUUAUAUGUCCCUUCCCCGAGUUGUGUUUUAUACGAUGUGGAUGCGGAGCAAAAAAAGAAAAUACUUCUAGGCCACAGUGAAAAACUAGCUUUGGCUUUCAGACUCAUUGCUGCUUCUAAUCAGAGUGAUAAAAAACCUCUGCACCUGUGUUGAUUGCCACAGUUUUGCCAAAUCUGUAUCAAAGGUUCAUGGAAGAGAAGCGUCUUUGAGAUUAUGUUUUCAUAUGCUUGUAAAGAAUGUGAGAGGGCUAUAGCAAUUUAAGUACUAGUUGGAGAACAAAGUUGCAUCUGAAAUGGAGGGUGAUAAGAUCAUCCAUGACAUGAAUUAAUUGGAGAAAUUAACAGCGUACUCGAAUUCAAUUUAGUUUAUUGAAGAAAGAAGAAAAUGUUUCCAGCUAACUUUAGCAAGGUGAUCUAAUAUGUAAUUGGCACAUUCUGACACUUCCAUUAAAUGCUAGUGGUUCAGUUGCAGAAAUUGUGUUUCCUCUUUGCCCUUGCAAUAAAACAAGGUGCAACUCAAAAGGAUCUGGCAAGAAACUUACUCAUCAAUAAUAGGGCAUUGAAAAAGAUAUCACAAAUGACUGGCCAAGAUCAAGCAGCCUAUGUUAGAAGGUCAAGCGAUAGCUUAGCAAGAGGCAAAUCUAAAUCUAAGUUUCGCGGAGUUGUAAGGAAUGAAGUCACGGGGAAAUGGCUAGCAAGGAAAGGAACUAGCAAAGAUUGUUUCUUGGGAUUGUAUGAUACUGAAGAGGGAGCCGCAAUUGCAUUUGAUGUACAAUGUAUAAGAGAAAAGGGAUACCGAGCCAUCACCAACUAUAGCUUGAGGUGUUAUGAUGUUGAAUCUAUCAUCAAGAGCCAGCUAGCUUUCCUACAGCAGCAACAAGCGAAGUUGGAUUUGCAAACAAUAAGGCAUUGUCAGCAGCAGCAGCAGUCUCCCAGAAAGCCUGCAGCUUUUCACCUUAAUGUGGUACCGAAAAGCGUGGUCUCAGAAGUGGACAGAAAGCAGUAUAUGGUUUGGACACUUGCAGCUGCAAGAAGGGAGCUUGCUGCAAAAGCAUCAACCUCUCGUUUCGAGCAUGGAGUUUUGAGCCCAUUCAGCCCCUACCAUCAAGUGUUACAGUCAAAAGAAGAUCAGGGCCGGUAUGACAGCAGGCAUGAUCGGGCUUCUUAUGCGACACGGGUUGUUCCAUACAGCUGGUUUGGUCCCUACCAGACUAGCUCAGCCACAGAAGCCUCCCUAAGAGCUCAGGGAUUGGGAUUUCAACAUGCAAGCUCGAGUUAUUUCGAGGCUUAUGACAGCAACAAUCAGAACAAAGGGAAAGAAAGGGUUAUUGAUAUCUGAAUUUAGAAGUUUAUAACUGCAGCCUGUAUGCAGUAAAGACUAAAUAUACAAAGCAGUAUAUGUAAUAAAGAGCAAUAGCAAUGUGUUUCUAUUGUUAUUAGAACUGAUAAGUCCAAUGAGUGCUUGAGAAGUGGAAACUUAUUGGAUUAUGAAUGUUAAAUGACAGUUGUAAUGUGUUUUUUUGGUAAAAUCAUUUGAUAUCCUAAUAGUUAUGUUAUUAAUGAA